AAGGCAAACCCCGGUAUUCUUGGAGUCGUCCGGGAAGUGGGAACUCCGAAUUCAUCGAAGCCAUUGCCUUCGCCAGCAUAUUGCGGUGACGACUGAUCCGGGGAUGGGGGCGGCGAUUCUUUCCGAUCUCACCACCGAGGCUCUGAUCCCGGCGACCGCCGUCGUCGGGAUCGCUUUCGCACUGGUCCAGUGGGUCCUUGUGUCGAGGGUGAGCCUCUCGCCGGAGAAGGAGGCCAACGGGGCGGGAAACGAUAAGAACGGCGACUCCGGCUACUUGAUCGACGAGGAGGAAGGGCUUAACGAUCACAAUGUCGUCGUCAAGUGCGCUGAGAUCCAGCGCGCCAUUUCAGAAGGAGCUACUUCUUUCCUUUUUACUGAAUAUCAGUAUGUUGGAAUCUUCAUGGCUAUUUUUGCAAUACUAAUCUUCCUCUUCCUUGGCUCUGUUGAGGGCUUUAGCACAAAGAGCCAACCGUGCACUUACAGCAAGGACAAGACUUGCAAGCCUGCCCUUGCCAAUGCCAUCUUUAGCACAUUGGCUUUCUUGCUUGGAGGUAUCACCUCUGUGGUAUCUGGAUUCCUUGGUAUGAAAAUUGCUACGUAUGCCAAUGCCAGGACAACUCUAGAAGCUAGAAAGGGUGUAGGAAAGGCUUUCAUCACUGCAUUCCGGUCAGGCGCUGUGAUGGGCUUUUUGCUCGCUGCUAAUGGGCUUCUGGUGCUCUUUAUUUCCAUCAACUUAUUCAAAUUGUAUUAUGGUGAUGACUGGGAAGGACUUUUUGAAGCUAUUACUGGUUAUGGCCUUGGUGGGUCUUCCAUGGCUCUCUUUGGCAGGGUUGGUGGUGGUAUCUAUACCAAGGCUGCUGAUGUUGGGGCUGAUCUGGUUGGAAAGGUUGAAAGGAACAUUCCUGAGGAUGACCCAAGGAACCCUGCUGUUAUUGCUGACAAUGUUGGUGAUAAUGUCGGGGAUAUUGCUGGAAUGGGAUCAGAUCUCUUUGGCUCUUAUGCCGAGUCCUCAUGUGCUGCUCUUGUUGUUGCUUCAAUAUCUUCCUUUGGAAUUAAUCAUGAUUUGACAGCAAUGUUAUACCCCUUACUGAUUAGUUCCAUGGGCAUCAUUGUUUGUCUGAUUACCACACUUUUUGCUACUGACUUCUUCGAGAUUAAAGCAGUGAAUGAGAUUGAACCUUCAUUAAAGAGACAGCUUAUCAUCUCCACUAUUCUCAUGACUGGAGGAAUUGCAAUUGUCACUUGGGUAGCACUCCCAUCUACUUUUACAAUCUUCAAUUUUGGUGUCCAGAAGACUGUCAAAAACUGGGAGCUCUUCUUCUGUGUAGCAAUUGGCUUAUGGGCUGGUCUCGUGAUAGGGUUUGUCACCGAGUACUACACAAGCAAUGCUUACAGCCCUGUGCAAGAUGUUGCCGAUUCCUGUAGAACUGGAGCUGCUACAAAUGUUAUCUUCGGUCUUGCUUUGGGAUACAAAUCCGUCAUCAUUCCAAUAUUUGCUAUAGCUGCCAGCAUUUUUGUUAGUUUCAGUUUUGCUGCAAUGUAUGGUAUUGCAGUCGCCGCUCUUGGAAUGCUUAGCACCAUUGCAACUGGUCUUGCCAUUGAUGCCUAUGGGCCUAUCAGUGACAAUGCUGGAGGAAUUGCAGAGAUGGCAGGGAUGAGCCACAGGAUCCGCGAGAGAACAGAUGCUCUUGAUGCUGCAGGCAACACAACUGCUGCUAUCGGAAAGGGUUUUGCCAUAGGUUCAGCUGCCUUGGUGUCCCUUGCACUUUUUGGAGCCUUCGUGAGCCGUGCAGCAAUCUCGACUGUGGAUGUCCUGACACCCAAAGUUUUCAUUGGGCUUCUUGUUGGCGCUAUGCUCCCCUACUGGUUCUCAGCCAUGACCAUGAAGAGUGUUGGCAGUGCAGCUCUCAAAAUGGUAGAAGAAGUUCGACGUCAGUUCAACACCAUCCCUGGACUCAUGGAGGGAACUGCUAAACCAGACUAUACAAACUGUGUCAAGAUAUCAACAGACGCCUCCAUCAAGGAAAUGAUCCCUCCUGGUGCUCUGGUCAUGCUGACUCCUCUAGUCGUCGGGACUCUUUUCGGAGUCGAAACACUUUCUGGAGUUCUUGCAGGCUCACUUGUUUCCGGUGUCCAGAUUGCUAUCUCAGCAUCAAACACUGGCGGCGCAUGGGACAAUGCAAAGAAGUACAUUGAGGCCGGAACUUCAGCGCAUGCCCGGUCCCUCGGCCCAAAGGGAUCCGACCCCCACAAGGCGGCAGUGAUCGGCGACACCAUCGGUGAUCCGCUCAAGGACACAUCUGGUCCUUCCCUCAACAUCCUCAUCAAACUCAUGGCAGUGGAAUCACUCGUGUUUGCUCCAUUCUUUGCCACCCAUGGUGGCAUCCUCUUCAAGUUGUUUUAGGAUGUUUUUUUUUCCCUUAGCAAUGUUGUACGGUACCAAUCUUCCAUUCUUUACUACCCAUUCUCACUACUUUACUACUUUAUUUGUAUCAGAGCCAUUAGAUUUUUACUUAGCUAAAGUUAUGUUAAGAUAAUUGAAUAUGUUUCAUUGUUCAGAUAUGUGAGAUUGGCAUAAAAUUCAUGGAUUA
Molecule: messenger RNA, 2591 nt
Organism: Zingiber officinale
Lineage: Eukaryota; Viridiplantae; Streptophyta; Magnoliopsida; Zingiberales; Zingiberaceae
Product: pyrophosphate-energized vacuolar membrane proton pump-like
Exons: 8
Coding region: 104-2404 (766 amino acids)
Biological process (GO): proton transmembrane transport
Cellular component (GO): membrane
Molecular function (GO): diphosphate hydrolysis-driven proton transmembrane transporter activity; inorganic diphosphate phosphatase activity
Source: RefSeq, a predicted model, not a curated record